Priapulus caudatus is the source of this 1161-nucleotide messenger RNA. RefSeq names its product E3 ubiquitin-protein ligase RGLG1-like. Bases 1 to 1053 code for a protein of 350 amino acids. Lineage: Eukaryota; Metazoa; Priapulida; Priapulimorpha; Priapulimorphida; Priapulidae. The transcript has 3 exons. The record is from RefSeq and is a predicted model, not a curated record.
AUGGAAUAUCCGUGGCAGUGGCCGUGGUUGCAUGAUCUGACGGCGCUUGCCUGCUUCUCUGUGGCGAUGUGCAUCGCCAUCAACAUGCUGGCCACGUACGCGCCAAAACCUGAGAAGGAAGGAGAGAUCGUCGCACUAAAGCGAGCGGCGUACCAUACUGCCUCAUGUUUGCAGUACCAGCAGCAGCAGAGCCUCCUCUCCAUGCUAGGACUGAGGCCCGACAGUGUGUCGAUAUUCCGACCAAUCAGCGAUCACUUCUCGACCCUGAGUGAGGUCAGUGCUGCCAUCCAGCGGGCAGGACUCGACAGAUGUAACCUCAUCAUAGGUAUAGACUUUACGGCUAGCAACGAGUGGCAGGGCCGCACGACGUUCGGCGGUCAGUCCUUGCACGCCACGCACCCGACCAAGCGACUCUUCAACCCUUACCAGAAGGUCAUAGCCAUCGUCGGCGAAACACUCGAACCGUUCGCCGACGACAAGAAACUCAUUCCGACGUUCGGUUUCGGCGACGUCGCCACGCGCGACCGCGACGUGUUCACAUUCCACAACGACGGCUCGCCGUCAGAGGGCGUCUACGACGUGCUGCAGUCGUACAACCGCAUCGUGCGCGACGUCGUGCUGAGCGGGCCGACGAGUUUUGCCCCGCUCAUACGGCGCGCGAUCAACAUCGUCAAAAUUACGGGCAGAUAUCACAUCCUCGUCGUCGUUGCCGACGGACAGAUGGCGGUAGAGUCGCCGACGAUGCAGGCGAUCGUCGACGCGUCUGCGCAUGCGCUCAGCAUCAUCAUGGUCGGCGUCGGCGACGGGCCGUGGGAGGUGAUGGAGGAGUUUGACGACCAGUUACCCGAGAGACGUUUCGAUAACUUUCAGUUCGUCAACUUCCACCAGAUGACGCGUAAGGUGAAGAACCCUGAGGCGAGCUUCGCGCUGCACGCGCUCAUGGAGAUACCGGCGCAGUACAAGACCAUCCGCUCGCUCGGUUACCUAGACGUCGCAGCCGACAGCGACGACUCCGGCGCUGCUGGUGGCGCCAUCUACGGCGAGAAGAGCUGAGGUCCGGGGUGGGAUGCUGCGUCCGCGUGGCGGCGCCAGCGUCGAGAUAUUGCGGAAGCGUGGUUGUCUUUUGCCGUGAUGAGCCGCAGAAACGCGUCCUGUGAAAUC